Molecule: messenger RNA, 3833 nt
Organism: Sabethes cyaneus
Lineage: Eukaryota; Metazoa; Arthropoda; Insecta; Diptera; Culicidae
Product: zinc finger matrin-type protein CG9776
Exons: 7
Coding region: 211-3660 (1149 amino acids)
Biological process (GO): negative regulation of DNA-templated transcription; positive regulation of DNA-templated transcription
Cellular component (GO): nucleoplasm
Molecular function (GO): zinc ion binding; nucleic acid binding
Source: RefSeq, a predicted model, not a curated record
UUUCAUCGUACGUGGUGUUGCAUAGUGUCAGUGAAAAAAACUAAAUUUUAACGUUUAAACGUUCGCUGAUCUGGUAAAAAUUAGAACGAUUUCAUUGUUCACGAGUACCGAAUGUUGUAAAAGGUGAAAUUGUGCUUUAAAAACAGUUAAUAAACCAUUUAAUUGCGCAGGAAAUUUGGCUGAUCAUCGUCUGGUCGGUGAAAAUUAAAAAUGGACGACAAGCGAGACAGUAAAAAGGAUAAAAAGCUUCGCAAAUCGCGCAGUAGAAGUAGAAGCCGAAGUGUUAGUCCAGGAUAUGCCCGCCGCAGGCGGGAGAGAAGUCGCAGUAGGGAAAGGGAACGUCAUAGAAGGCGUUCUCGAGAACCGAGCAGCCCCGCUAUGCGCCGACGACGUGGUCGUCGGAGUCCAAGCCCGCCACCACCACCAAUGAUGCAGGAAGUUCCACCACCUCCGAUGAUUGGAAGUGCUCCCGCGUACAUGGGCGCUGCACCUCCAAUUUAUGACAAUUACGGGGCUUAUGCUACAGCUCCACCCCAAACUUACAUGACCGCUGGUUACGGUGGGUAUGACUACGGUGCUCCUUCUGUGGCAACGAUGGAUAGUUAUGGUACCAUGGUAAGUGCUCCUCCGCCGAUAAUGAUGCCUCAACCGAUGCCUCCCGGAAACGAGUACACCCCGGCUCCGCAAGGUUGGAGCGCUCCUCCACCGGUGGUGCAAGAAACCGAAGAGGAAAAACGCAAACGAGAAGCCGCUAUUGCUUUGGAAGUUCGUAAUCAACGUGCGUCUUUGAAAAAACAACGGGAUGACUAUCGUCGGCGUGCUGGAGCUUUGAAACGUGAGCUAAAAACGCUUAAACAACAGCGAGAAGAUCUAACUUCCGGCCGUGAUCCGCCUUCACCUACCACCAACAAUUUUAUUAAGGAGAACGACAAACUGCAGUCGCAAAUUCAGAGCAAAAUCAGUACGAUUGAAAAUGUCAUCGACAUGCUGGACGGGAUUAUCGGGAAGGAUAAAUCACCUACGCCACCUCCUCCGCCGCUCAGCAAAGGACCGUGCUCGCCACCGGAAGAACCCAUCAAGAGUCCGACGAAAAUUCGUAAAACAUCGGAGUCGUCUGCUUCGCCGGAACGGUUAAAGAAAGAGGUACUGGACACUAUGAAACGAGGCAAAACGAAGGCAGAGGAAAAAUCGUCUAAGGCCGUUAAAGCCGAGCCGGAAGAAGAUGGGAAACCGAAGGCGCAGUUUAAUUUUGUUUAUUAUGAUCCGGAGCUGCACUGGUGUUCGACUUGUGACAUAUUCCCGAAGACGGCGAAGGAAUAUUUGAACCAUCUUCAUUCGGAGCAGCAUAAAGCUAAGGUUUUAAGUAGCGCUUCGGCACAGGAAUAUCCCUGGCGUGAGAAAAUUGCCUCUGAAGACAAUUCCUCACGGCCCGGGUUGCCCAGCAAGCGCAUACCCAUUCGAGGUUUGCAAUUCUUUGUCCCAGCGACCUCUUGGUAUUGCAAGAUUUGCAAGCACUGGAUGGGCGAUUUGCACUGCGCUUCAGUACAUCUAAAAUCGAAGCUGCAUGCCGAUAGCUAUGGACAAUUCAUUGAAACUUCUCCGAAUUUUGAAAUCGACUGGAUGACGGACCGACAGAAGGCAUACGAACGGAUGCGUGAUAGCGAUCGACAGCAGCAACAGGAGUGCUCAACAACCCGAGAUGUUCCGGAAAGUGGCCAGCUUUUGACGGCGGCUCAAGCCGCUGAUGUUGAUUUUCUGUCUGGCACUACAACGCAAAAAGAGAGCAGCAAAAAGAAGAAGAGCAAGAAAGACGAGAAGAAGGAGAAAAAGAAGAAAAAGCGUUCCAAAAAGAAGAAGAAGCGAGCGGCUUCCUCGAGCAGCUCGAGCUCCAGUUCCAGCACAGAUUCGGAUUCGGACAAAAAAAGCGCACGUGGGGAUGAGUUCGAUCCGGCAACGUCGAUUCGGGUUGCGAUGCGCAACAUUCUGAAAGCCCAGGAAGCGGCCAAGGAUGCUCACAUAGCGGAGGAUCCCUCGGCGGGCAAAUGGACCGUCGUGCAGACGGCAAGCAUUCCGCAGGAAUUAACGGCACCACCUCCGCCGUUCAUGACAGCCGGUGCAGAGACGCGUGAAAAGCAACGGGAUGAGCUCAUGCUGUCGCAGUGGGCCACACCGGAUCCGGUUAUUUCCGAAACCGACAAGAAGUUGUUUGAACAACUGAAAGGUAAGAUGACGAAGAAGCGUGAUGAGGUUCCGCCCGCCAGUAGUAGUAGUAGACAUCAGGAUGGAAGCGGUAGGUAUCAUGAGAGCGGUAGCAGGCAUCAGGAUGGUGGCGGUAGACAUGCGGACAGUGGUAGUGGCGGAAGAUACCGUCAGGAUUCCGGUGAUCGGCCUGAACGGCGACGAGGUGGAGACGAUACGAGGCGACGCAGUCGAUCGGUAACUCCUCCUUGGAGGAGGAACGGCAGUCCCGGGCGAAGAUUUGGUGGUUUUGGCAGAGACCGUCGGAGCCCUGAUCGCCGUCGCGAUCGAAGUCCGGAUAUGCGCGCACGCGAUCGCAGUCGCGAUCGAGAUUUAGAUCGUGGAGGACGAUUCGAAAGGCGUAAUAAGCGCAGCAGAUCCCGGAAUCGACGUAGUCCCAGUUAUGGCAGAGGGCGAUUUCGCAUGAGGAGAUCGUACUCGCGGUCAAGGUCCCGAUCGCGCUCACGUAGUAGGCCAAGGGUGAUUGAGAAACCGGUCGUAAAUUUCCCACCAGAGCCGAAGCCGAAACCGGAAAAGAAACCUAAAGAAAGGAAGGAAGAAGACAAGAAGGAGAAAAAACAAGUAUCGAUCCCAAUUGGUCAGAAAAAACUGCCAUUCAUCGGCAGGAUGCCGGUGUUCAAAAAGCAACAGCAGGAAGUUAAAAAAGAUGAAUCCUGCACAGCUGAAAAAAUGGACGGCGCAACGUCCGAUGGUUUCGAAAACGGAACCAACCAGCAUACGGAAGAGUUUGUCGACAUGAUGCCAGACCCGUAUCAAUAUGUUGCCCUAAUGGGAGCUCCUCCUCCGCCGCCAUCGCAUCCUACGAAACCGGACGAAAGUAUGCUGCCACCCGGAAUCGAUGAAGCCGAAGCAGAUCUGGUUCCGAAACCGAUCAGUGACGCUCCGAUUCCCCGGAAAGGCCCACUUCCUAAGGAUUUCCAACAAGCACUCGAUAUCAUUUUCGAUGGUGAUAAACCGAAACCCGCUGAAGUAAUCGCCAACGAGACGAAACCUCCGGAAGCUCCACCGGUUCCGAUAGUCCCAGUUCUAGACACCGAUCAGCCGCAGAUGAUCGUACCGGAAGCCAUUGAGAUCUACAACCAACAGAUAGCGGCCCAAUACAGCUCGGCAGUUGUAUCGGCAGCUCCCAUGGUUUACGAUGACGAAUCGCAAAAUCAGCCACUGGAGAUGAACUCUCUCGAUGGUAUGGCGGAACAUUCGUCGAAUUCGCCGGCAGCCACCGGUUCCCCAGGGGACAAUACCGCUAGCAAUGACGAUGCCACGAUGGGAACACCGGAAAUCGAGCCACCCGCACCACCGCCUGAAGUAGAAAACGAGGAAACUCGACGCAAACGGGCAGAGCUGGAAGAACUUGCCAUGCUGGGAAUCGACGCUGACGAUAUGGCGGCACAGAUUUUCUGAGAGAAGAAAAAACAGUAAUUUUACCUUAUUUUAUUCGAGUCGUAGAUUGUAGAUUUCUUUGUAUUCCAAAACUUACACAGCGAUGGUGAUUCAUCGAAGGCCGGUUUGGAUUUUAACCACACUUCGAGCAAAGUCUUAAAAUGAAUGAUUCAUGGUAUCAAAAAUAAAUUGUU